Molecule: messenger RNA, 2194 nt
Organism: Onychostoma macrolepis
Lineage: Eukaryota; Metazoa; Chordata; Actinopteri; Cypriniformes; Cyprinidae
Gene: prnpa
Product: prion protein a
Exons: 1
Coding region: 560-1126 (188 amino acids)
Source: RefSeq, a predicted model, not a curated record
UACACUGAAACCAUCUAAUCACUGCAUGGGCACUUUUGUAUUUUUAUGGCCUCUGAAGAAAGACUUUGUAAUUUGUUUUUCUUUCUCAAAGGACAUUGUGUGCAGUCUUUAACACUUUUUUUACUAUGAAAAAAAAAAUGUUAACAUAAACAUUCUUAAAAGAUCUGUUUUAAAUGCAUCUUCGAUUAUUUUUCCCUUGUUUUAAAAACAGAAUUGUCUCUCAAAUGUAUUAAGCUUAUGCUUUCUUUUUAUGCUUACAUGAAUACAUGAUAAAUAUGCUACUUUUUUCAGAUAAGAACCUAUAGACAUUUUAGAAAAGAAGACCUCUCUAAUUUCUCUUUCUUGACAUUAUUGGCUCUCUCUAUAUCCUUCCCCCCGACGCUGUGUCCUCUGUGUCCACUAAUCAGACAGAUCUCAUUGGGACCUACGAGUCUAAGACUGAUUGGUUUUUUGAACUAUGUUUAGCUCUUUGCUUUCACAGAGUUUGCAUGCACAGCCUUUGUUACCAGACGUGGAUUCAGUCAACCUCUGACCUUGUGUUUUCACAGCAUCUUCCGGCAUGUUCUCCCAAUAUAAAAUCUUCUCGUUGAUGAACUGCCUGUUACUCCUGAUGGUGAUGUUUCCUGUGGUCCAGUCGCGUCGGGGCGGGGGCUUCGGGCGCGGAGGAGGCCGAGGUGGAGGAUGGGGCGGCAGCAGCUCCGGUCGUGCGGGCUGGGGAGGAGGCGGUGGACAUUACCGUGCCCCACCAGCCCACACCGGAGGCUCUUCGGGACACAGCACUGGGAAGGUAGCAGGGGCUGCUGCUGCCGGAGCUCUAGGGGGAAUGCUGGUCGGACACGGUUUGAGCUCCUUGGCCCGACCUGGAUAUGGGUAUGGGCACGGGUAUGGAGGCUAUGGAGGAUACGGAGGCUACGGUGCAGGAUAUGGGCAUGGCCACGGGUACGGCCACGGACAUGGACACGGGCAUGGGCACGAAGGACAUGGUGGUGAGCAUUCAGGAGAUCAUGUUCACAAUGAGACAGAUGUGGAUUAUUACACAGAUGCUGCCAGUUCUGGACCCAUUUAUAGCUGUGUGACAGUUUUUGGACUCGUGAUGUCAUUCUUUCUUGGGUACUUUCUGUCAUAAGGGCCACUUAUGGGUCACUUGGCACGGGUCAAUCUUGGAUCUGUCACUUCUUUCAAUACAAAAAUAACCUAACAAAAUAAAAAUAUGGAACAUGGACUAAAUGCUAUUAAACAGCACUCUGUGCACGAUCUCUGCCCAAGUUUUGUGUUAAAUUGACAGCAGAAAAACAAGGUUGCAUUUGCUUGAUUGGCGACUGUUUCCAAUGUUUUUUGUCUCUGAAGCGAGAGUUAUGAUGAGCACAUGCCUGUACAUUUUUUUUUUCCAGAUUGAUGAUUUUUAUAAAUGUAGUUUUUUUUCAUGAUUUAGUUUAUCUGAAUAAUGGAAUUUUGUAUUAUUUAAAAUGUAUGAUGAAUAACAGGUAUUAUUAACAGUUUAUUAUCUAAAGAGAUUUGCAGAGCAUCAUGUAUAUAUAUAUUUUCCUUGAUACUUAUGCAAACGUGCAUUGAUUGUUCUCUACUGAGCCGUUUCAACCUUCUCAAUGAUUUAAUCUGUUUGUUCCUGCCAUUUACGUCAGCGAACAUUCAAAAUAAAACAAGGCUUAUGGUAAAAUCACAUUAAACCAUAAUAAGCUUGACGAAGUGUGUCGAGUCGAGAGCAAAUCUUGUUAAAGGGCUCGGGCGCUCUCUACCUCACUUCCCCGAGCUCUUUAACAAGCAGCUGAUUGUCUUAAACCAAUAAGAUUCCAUUGCUAUUGCUUGUACACCUUCCUAGAUUUGUUUAUCAGUAUGUAUGUUUAUUUUUGUACUGCUAAUAUAAAAUAAAUUCACUUCAUAAAAUACUUGACGUUUGUCAUUUUUCAUUCCAUGUGAGUGAUAAUAUGGGUAAAUGUCUUUUGAUUUAGUCAGGAAUGGGAGAAAUUGAAACUACUUUGCUCCUUGAAUUAAACUGCAUUUUCAGAUGUGGACAUGAUAUUGUCCACACAUGCAAAAUACCCCUAACAAAGACCACUUAAUAAUCACAAAAUUCUGUGUUCAGAAGUAAGCAGGAGGAAUGUUCUUCCCCAGUAUAUUAUUGUAGCUCCAUCGUCCAUAAUUUCUUCAUCUUAAACAAUGAGUAAUACAUCUUUGA